This is a messenger RNA of Vombatus ursinus (common wombat), 789 nucleotides long. RefSeq names its product transmembrane and immunoglobulin domain containing 1 (gene TMIGD1). Gene Ontology annotation, molecular function: signaling receptor binding. Gene Ontology annotation, cellular component: synapse; plasma membrane; neuron projection. Lineage: Eukaryota; Metazoa; Chordata; Mammalia; Diprotodontia; Vombatidae. The coding region runs from base 1 to 789 and encodes 262 amino acids. The record is from RefSeq and is a predicted model, not a curated record. The transcript is spliced from 5 exons. Gene Ontology annotation, biological process: susceptibility to natural killer cell mediated cytotoxicity; detection of stimulus; cell recognition.
AUGAUCUGGGAGGAGAACAGAGUAAUGCAGAGCUAUGGGUCACUGCUCUUAGUGAUUUUACUUCUGCCAUGUGGAUUAAUGAAUGUCAUCCUAACCGUGAAUAACAAUACUCAAAACUUUGUCCUGCAAACCACGCCCGGCACUUCGGAGUCUCUGAAAUGUGCCGUUCAGAAUCACAGCCAAGCUGAAGAGUUACUCUGGUACCGGAAAAAUGGGAGGGUGGACCUGAAAGCUGAAAACAAAAUCAACUCCAGUGACAUCUGCAUCUAUCCCAUCAGAGCGGAUGACAAUGGAAUCACCUUCACCUGCAAGUUGCAACGGAAUGAAUCCAUGAGCAUUUCAGUGAUUUUGGAUGUCACUUAUGAACCUAUUCUGGGCGGGACAGACCUCCAAACAGCCGAGGAAGGAAGCAGUAUAAAAUUAGACUGUAAUGUGAAGGCCAACCCCCAGGCUCAAAUGAUGUGGUACAAAAAUGACAGUGUCCUGAAUCUGGAGAAAAACCAUCACCAAAUAUAUCAGACGAGUGAGCUGUUCCAGCUGUCCAUCUCCAAAGUCCUGAAAUCCGACAACGGGACAUACAGUUGCCAUGCAAAGUCGCCUCUGAAAUUGGAGAUCAAGGAUUUCCACCUGAUCAUUGAAGAUAAAAAAAUCGUUAUUCCCAACGAACCUAUUAUCGCUGCAGCUGUGGUGGUUACCUGCACCAUAUUGUUUGGACUGAUUGCAAGAAGAGAACAGAUAAUAAAGCUCUGCAUUAAAGACAAGAAAGCUCAAAGUGAUACAUCUCUGUAA